ACGUCAUUGUGACUUUUAUUAAAACAGGUGCUUUGAUGGCGCUCUCAAAAUUUUGACAAAAUUUUUGUGUUUGUGUAUGCUUACAGAAUAAUGGCAGCAAGUCCUAAGGAUACACGCAGUACAUCUAAAAAGAAAGGACCCUGCCCUUGGCUAUGUGAAUUGGUCCCUGCGAAUCUUCCACCGCCUGGACGCGCCCAAACUGUCUUACACCCUCGAAAGGACGUCUUUGUUCUGAAGGUAGCUAAAGUUGGGCCAACCGGAGAUCGGCGUUGUAAAAUGGAACUUGAAUUAGUGACGCCGAAGGGACCCGAAAAGAGACCCCCAUGUCGUAUAGACACCAGAGAAACUCAAUGCGAACCAGAUCCACCACCAUGUACAUGUUGUAUGAGGUCGAGGUCGAAGAAGAGAGGAAGAUGAAGAAGACACCUCGAAAAUAAAAAAAAACUUCUCUUUGCAAAAUUAUGAUAGUAACUACAUCAAUAGUAUAACAAAUAACCGUUCGUGACAUGUUUUCUAGCAGUUUAUUUGAAAUAAACCCCAUUAAACACAAA
Messenger RNA from Spodoptera frugiperda (fall armyworm), 551 nucleotides. RefSeq lists its product as uncharacterized. The transcript has 2 exons. The record is from RefSeq and is a predicted model, not a curated record. Bases 91 to 417 code for a protein of 108 amino acids. Lineage: Eukaryota; Metazoa; Arthropoda; Insecta; Lepidoptera; Noctuidae.